This is a messenger RNA of Racocetra fulgida, 939 nucleotides long. Lineage: Eukaryota; Fungi; Glomeromycota; Glomeromycetes; Diversisporales; Gigasporaceae. The record is from the annotation of a GenBank genome assembly.
AUGGAAGAAAAUUCUUCUAUAAUUGUAGAAUAUGUCACAUCUGAAGAUGUAUUCUCCGCUCCUUCAUCUCCUCUUUUACCACCUUCUAUUGCAUCAUCCCCUCGAACGCUAGUUCCAUCUUCACCAUCAUCAUUACACUCUAACCAAUCUUUUGAAUCUCAAUCUAAAUUAACCUUUGAUUUAUUUGGUCAACAAAUCCAAAAAUCUCCAAUAAUGACUGAUAAUACUGUAUUUUGUCGACCUCUUCAUUUAGCAAUGAAUCAUUUACCAUGGUUAGAGGUAAUAUUAGAAAUUCGUCCUUCAGAUCCAGUAAAAGAUUCAAAAUAUGAUCCCGUAAAACGAGUAAUUCUAAAUUCUGGUAUAACACUUGGUGAAGUGGCAAAAGCGUUAAAUAAAAGUUGGAAAAAUAUUUUUUCUGAUAAUUGUAAAAUAAGAAAUAGUUUUUCUUCAGUAUCAGAUAAUGAAAGUUGGAGAAAUAUUUUAUCUGAUGGUCUUAAUUUAAGAAGAACUAAAUCCGCUUCAACUUCGGAUGAUGAUGAAGAAUUAAGUGAUCUUGAAUUUGAACAAAAAAAUCAUAAAUUUUUAGAAUGGUUACCAUCUGCUAAUAUUUCUUGGCCAAAAUCGGAUUCUAAUCGAAAGAAUAGAAAAGGUAGUUUUUCCAUGGUUGAAAUGCCAUGGAAUAAACGUCGUGAAAAAGUUCCCGAAUUGGUACCACCGGGUAUAUUGAUUCCUUAUGAUAUGGAAGAAGCUCUAAGUAAUAUGGAGCAUGUCGUUAUUACAAAAACUGAAGAUGAGUGUGUAACAAUUACAAAAGAACAAGAAGCUGAAGAAGAUAGGGAGAAAUUGGGGGCUGAUUUACCACUUUACGAAAAUGUAUUUAAUGAUUCGUUGUUAGAACGAGGUCCAAGUAUAAAAAAGCCUAUGUUCUAUGAAAAUGAG